Macrobrachium nipponense is the source of this 4781-nucleotide messenger RNA. It is a transcript of the gene Ubc6, whose product is annotated as ubiquitin-conjugating enzyme E2 A. The coding region runs from base 141 to 638 and encodes 165 amino acids. Lineage: Eukaryota; Metazoa; Arthropoda; Malacostraca; Decapoda; Palaemonidae. Gene Ontology annotation, biological process: DNA repair; proteasome-mediated ubiquitin-dependent protein catabolic process; protein polyubiquitination. The record is from RefSeq and is a predicted model, not a curated record. Gene Ontology annotation, cellular component: HULC complex. The transcript is spliced from 5 exons. Gene Ontology annotation, molecular function: ubiquitin conjugating enzyme activity.
UCCACAUAUGACGUCAUCUAAACCCUUUGGGAAAGCUGCUGUGUGUAUCCGUCUCGUCCAGUUUUAGGAAGCGAUUAUUGAGUGUUGAGCUGUGCACAGCGUGAGAAGCGUAGUGAAUAUAUCAAAUAAACGUAAGAAAGAUGUCUACGCCAGCGAGGAGACGACUUAUGAGGGAUUUUAAGAGGCUUCAACAAGAUCCCCCUGCUGGCGUGAGUGCUGCACCAACAGAGAACAAUAUAAUGAUAUGGAAUGCUGUUAUAUUUGGACCACACGACACCCCGUUUGAAGACGGCACAUUUAAACUGACGUUGGAAUUCACAGAAGAGUACCCCAACAAACCACCUACGGUGAAGUUUGUUAGUAAGAUGUUUCAUCCUAAUGUAUAUGCCGAUGGUGGUAUCUGCUUGGAUAUUUUACAGAACAGAUGGUCCCCUACUUAUGAUGUAGCUGCUAUUCUUACUUCGAUACAGUCGCUGUUGGAUGAACCUAAUCCUAAUUCUCCAGCAAAUAGUCUUGCAGCACAGCUUUAUCAAGAGAAUCGACGGGAAUAUGAAAAACGUGUAGCAGCUAUUGUAGAGCAGAGUUGGCUUAAUUUUCAGGAUGAAGAUGAAGGCGAAGAAAUGAAGAAAGAUACGUAGGGGCUAACAACGACGAUGUUGCCUAGAGGGCUGGUCCACUGGCUCCUGCUGCUGUUGUGCUGACGGCCGUUACUGUCUUCGCACACCUGCCACUCUCUACACUGCAUCUGUCCUGAAUGAUCUUGCUUCCCUCUACUGAUUCAAAAGCUCUGGUAGCUUCAACCAUAACUACUAAUUGUUGCACUAAAAGUCAUUAGAAAUAUUACCAAGUAGAACACUAAAAUAUUAUGAUACUAUGAAUAACAAUUUGUAUGAUCACCUGUUAUGUCUGUCAAGUAUGAUGUAGAUUCACUUUGCAAACCACAGUGUUUUUUUUUUUUAUGUGGGUAGGUGUCUUUUGAAAUAAGCUGACGCAACCUCAGUAAAAGCAAGAAUUAGGUUCAGCCGUGGGUGGGGAGGGAGGGUUUUCGUGGGUGGGAAAUGCAGGAUGCCUCAGAGUUCCGAGUGGUAACCACCCUCUCUUUAGGGCUUGGAUAUUCAUUGCGGCCACAAAUAAGGAGUGCCACACUUAUCUACCGCAGCCAAGGUCAUUUCAUCAAUUUUGUUUCUGCAAGUUUCUGAGCCGUUCAUCAUCUUAAAGCUACAUCGUGUUCAUGACUUUUGGAAAAAGAAUAUAAAAGUGAUAAAUGUGUGUGUGUAUACUUUUCUCACCUUUCUGAACAGUGCAUGUGUGGAGAGGUUUCCGUGUGUGGAAUUUCUAAUGCUUUACUACUAUAAUUAUGAUUAUUAUUAUUAUUGUAGUAAUUAUUAUUCCAUAGCUUUUAUCGCUUUUAUGCAGACCAUGGAUGGCUACAUACACGGAUCAGUUUUUUUUGGGGGGGAGAUGUCUUUUAUUACUAGUCACUCAUUUUCCACUGUAUUAUUUCUGGAUUGCUAAGGAGGAAUAGACUACAGAUGAUAGUGUCAUUUUUUGUCUGUCAUUGGUCGUCCUCAAGUUAAAAGGUAAACUGUCAUUGGAUCUUAGCCUCUGAUGGUUAUUGAAAAAGUUCCAUUGUUUUGAUUUCAGACAUUUGUUAAGUAAGGAUGGAGUUAUUUUUUCUAAUUGGAACAUAUUUAAAACCUGUUUAUGUAUCGUUGUUAUGAUCAAGGAGGUAUUGCAAGUUCUUGGAUUUUCAGUGUUAUUAAAUUGAUUUGAUUGUGUUUUCAUUUAUAGGAAAAGGAAACGGUUAUGUUCAAAAUCUUUUUUAUUCUAUCAAGAUUAAUGCAUUCAUUGUUGUUAUUGGGUUUUCCAUGUGAUGGCUUUUCCAUUCUUGAGGCAUAUUUGUUGUCAUAACAAACAUUUUUGAUAUUGAACUUCAUCCACAUAUACAGCAAUGUGAAACAGUUUGCUAUCAUCUCAUUUUUGUCUGGGUUACGUCUGAAAAUUGAUCUUAAAUUGGGAAUGUUUUUUUUUUUUUAAGGAUUAUCAGAUAACCAAGAUUUUGGAUUAAAAGUUUUGAAAUGCUAAACAAUAUUGGAAUAAGCAAAGGGAGACAGUUUGCUUUUUCAGAAUUUGAUGUAUAUGAAUGAACUGUCAAGGAUAUGAUCUCAUCAAGAAUUUUCCUUGCUGUUUCCCUUCAUGUUACUGACUCAAUAACAGACUGUUGGGCAAGUAACUGAGUGCUGGACAAAUGUCAAAAAGUUUUGCAACCAAUAUUAUAAGAAUGAUCUGUCUUUAUUUUGUAAAUGGUAUUUGUCAGAUGUUCAGAUAGAAGUUUGAGUGUUUCCCAAUUUUUCUUUUUCUUGAAAUUUAGUGCGAGUUUGUGUGGAUAAGAGGAGGUGGAGCUUGGAUAGUUGGUGGCUGUGAAUGAUUGUUGUAUUUAUGCAGCAUCACUGGUUUGUAUCUGUUGAGUAGCCGUGGACAAUCUCCUUGUAACAUGUCUGUUAUAGAUUGCAAAGAAAAGUGAGAAUGGCCAUAGUGUCCCUUUCAUUACAAUUUCAACAGUCCAUGCAUUCAGAUGUUGAUGGAAAACUAUUAGAAAUGUUUUUUCUUUAUAUAACUGAUACUCGAGAAAAACUUUUAUUAGUGCACCUUCAGUUUACCAGUAAACCAGUUUAUGAAGUGAAUAUUGUGAGAUUGCUAGGGCAACUUCUGUGAACUCGUUUAACAGAAAGGAUUUGUUUAAACAUUUAAGAGAAACUGAUUCACUUUGGCUGGUUCCCCUUGGUGAAAGGUGAGAAAAGCCAACAUUCAGGAUAUUUUUUUUUCCUGCUCAGCUUAAUAAAAUGCAAACCAAAGUAUGCUUUUCUUGUUUUCAUUAUUUUUUUUUUAUGUUCUGAUAAAGUUAAUCAGAAUUGAUUAGUUUUUAGUAGGUAUUUUUGAUAACCAGAUGUAUUUGCUCUCAUGAAGGAUCCGUAUGUUUUAAACAGAUACCAGUAGUAAAAGCUAUGCUUGCAGGUAUUGUAAUCUGUAUAAUUAUAAAUUCUGAGGAAUAAGUGUUUGUAUAGGUUUGUCCAAAGUCAGGCCAGUCAGUUUUUAGGGUUAGGAAAUAGUCAUGAAAUCAGCAUAUUUAUAUGUAGGUUUUUUCCGCAACUGAAUUGAAAUAACUUGUAAAUUACUUACAUUUGUUAAGAGUAGUUAAACUUUCCUCAAGCCAUUUAUGAAAAAUGCUUUUGAAAAGAUUUAUACUUUUAUUUCUGCAUCUGCCGUUUCUUACUUUGCCUGCAUUCAUUAUGGAGUGUUGAAAAAAAAAUUAUUCCCUUAAAAACAAUGAUGAUUGUGAUUAUUUGGUUUUGUUAUGAUUCUGCUGGUGCAUACAUACUAUAUGGUAUCAUUUGUUUAACAUAACAUUUUAAUGGUUAGCAGUUAAAUUUUGAAUGAUUUUCUCUUCUGCAGAUUGAGUACUUAUAAGUAAGGAGGUUAAUAAAAUACCAAAUAGCUGGGGUUGGUUGUGUUAGCAGUAUAAGAUUAAUUGCUGUUCUUUCUCCAUAAAGUUGUAUGUAAACUGAGCCUUAGUCAUGUACUCAGCAUCUGUCAUUAAUCAUUUCAAAAGAGAAUUUAAUCAUUGAAAAAUUCAUCCGACAUUCUAAAGCUGGUAACCUUUCAUUCUUCUUGGGUCCUGUCGUAUGGCUGGGAGAGAAUAAAUUGUACUUGGUAUUGCAUGUUCCUCUUAUUUAUAGUACAUAUGAAUGAUCAAUUAGUAAAAGCCACCUUUUUGCCAGAAGUUAUUCUACCUUGCAUCAGUAGUCCUAAAGCCGGUAGUUCUGGUGGACUUCUCAGUUGGGUAUUCUAGAUGAUAGACGACAGUUUUCGAAGUUUUUUUAACACAAGGUAACAAUUCUUAUGACAGGUGUGAUGCUAUAAAACUAGAUUCAAAGUUAGAUCUGUUCUUUGCUUACAUUUUCUUUUCAAUUCUGUUCACUGUCAUGAAGAACAGAGCAGUUAGUUUUAAUGUUUUGAGAACUUUGUUAAUGUUUAAUGUAAGAGACCAUUUUUUACAUAUUUAAUUCUAAGGAAUGUUGCAGGUGCAUUUCAUCAUUGAGGAACUUCAGGUUUCCUUGAAAUGUCACUAAACCAUACUUAGCUGCAAAGCUGUUCUUAAGAGCCAGUCUAAAUAUUAAAGUCACCAAGUCCUUCAGUUCAGCAUAAAGCACAUCACACAAGUGUGUUUGUGUCAGUCAAGCUUAGCUUUGAGAACUGUAGAAAGGUGAAUGAGAAUCUUAAUUUUACCACUUACUGGUUUGUAGGUUUAGGUUUGAUAAUGGUGGCAUUCCUACACAAACAUUUAUUUGGUCAGAGUUCAGUAAUGAAAUUCAUUGAACUGCAAUGGUGUAAAAAUGGCCUUUCUUAAAUAAUACUCCAUUUAGGUAAUUAUAUGUGAUUGUUUGGAAAUCAUACUUUUUUAGGUAUAUGUUCUUUUCUUUCUUAUUGGAAUAAAGCAGAAGGUAAUACUUUCGCCACUGAAAUUCAAUAACAUGAAGUAUUAAAGAAGUGUCGAUUUAUAUUAUUUCUUGUAAUGUACUGUAAACUGGUGAAUUUCAAGUGUUGAGACUUCUCAUUUUUCUUGAAGAGUAUUCAAAAUACUGUACACAUCCUAUGUUUUGAUAUCUCCUUAUACCUGUAGACGACAUCAUCUUUCAAUUUUAAUAGGACAGAAGGAUUCCUAUGUGAAGUACAUUGUGCUUUGUGUAUAUAAUGUUAUCAAUAAAUUUCAUCCAUAAUUA